GAUAAGAACGUUUCUUUGUCUGCCCAUAGCAAGUCCCGCAUUGCGCACAGAACACUCCAAAGAUGACUUCAUUUCAUCAGCUUCCGCAUGCAAAUAAUCAAUGAGUAAACUCUGGUCACGAAUCAUAUUUUCUGCAAUGGCGAGUCUAUGCACAUACUGUUUGUUAUCAUUGUCCUGCUCCUUAGACGUCUUCAAACUGCGAUCGAGUAACCUACCACGUACAAGUGGAAGCAAAUCCACUUCAAUUAGCGAUGUCGAGCGUACAGAUCAAUGGACUCCUGGUCUAGUCUAGAACAGUUGUUGUGCGGAGACUGCUGCGGCUGUCCAUACCGUCAUUGGCUGGUUGACCGUGGGGUGAUUCGAAUGGAUUUCGGUUGCUUCUGUCGUGGGAUCCUUUUUGGCGGACUAAUUGGUGAUUGUUAUGGUUUCGUGUAUGAAGAUAAACCUCGUGUGACAGUUGAUAUCCCCUUGAAGCUUUUGGCUGACACUGAAAGCGGAAAGGAAACCUCUCAGCUUGAUUAUACCGAUGACACUCAAAUGGGCCUGGCAACCCUUCGCUCCCUUCGCGAUCACGAGAGUCUGGUACCGGAAGAUUUAGCGAGACAAUAUGCUCACGACUUUUUCUCCGAUGGUAGUCAUCGUUAUUACGGCGGCAGUGUGCCUCGUGUUUUUAGUCAGCUGCAAGAGAACAAUUUUCAAGCCCCCUACCAACCAGCUGCAGCGCAAUUCAAUGGCACAGGUUCUUACGGAAACGGUGGCGCUAUGCGAUCGAGUUUCCCAGCUCUCUUUGGGAUACAUCUUCCGGACGUUAAUUUCGCUGAUCUGAUUAUAAACAUUACUAGACUGACACACACUCAUCCACUUGCCAUAUACGGUGCGUUACUACAAGCAUUUGCCGUUCGCCAACUGUGGGACAUCGUCUCCAAGCCAAACCAAGCUCUUGUUCCUGAUGAUUUUUUGGACCAGCUACUGACUCUGUUGAAGCAGGUGAAUUCCGAUUCUUUUUGUAACCAAGCCGCGUCUUCGGCGGACGCUUUAAUUGCUUAUGAAAAUAAGCUGGUGACAGUGAAGUCCCUGUUGAGUCUAUCAGCGGAGCCGUCUGUGGAGGAGGUUGUGAGUUCCCUGGGUAAUGACUUGAAGGCUAUAAACUCCGUCCCUACCGCACUAUAUGCCUUUCUUCGUUCAUUGAAGCCAAUUGAAGGUAUUCCGUUGAUGUCUAUCCCACUCCGUUGCCUCGUGUACUGCAUCUCCUUGGGAGGUGAUACAGACACGAUUGGGACAAUGGCAUGUUCUCUCGCUGGAGGCUUUGUAGGAAUUCCGACAAAGGAAACUGGUUCUGAUUCUCCCAUUCCAAAAGCUGUGCUGGCACGCUGCGAAGCACUUUCAGUUUUGGCUGAUUUCGCCGAAUGGUUCGCCACACGAUGCUCCACCUAAAUGAAUAAUGGAUUGAUUCCUUGCUCGUUGUUAAAAUUCCAUGAACCACAUUGGCUUUAUU
Molecule: messenger RNA, 1495 nt
Organism: Dicrocoelium dendriticum
Lineage: Eukaryota; Metazoa; Platyhelminthes; Trematoda; Plagiorchiida; Dicrocoeliidae
Source: the annotation of a GenBank genome assembly